Molecule: messenger RNA, 1476 nt
Organism: Pimephales promelas (fathead minnow)
Lineage: Eukaryota; Metazoa; Chordata; Actinopteri; Cypriniformes; Leuciscidae
Product: keratin, type I cytoskeletal 50 kDa
Cellular component (GO): cytoskeleton
Molecular function (GO): structural molecule activity
Source: RefSeq, a predicted model, not a curated record
CUUCUCCUCACUCAUCCACUCGCUGAUUCUCCAGCCUCGCUCAUUCUCCAGAGAAGAGAACAACAGAAAGCCUGCGUCAAAAUGAUGUCUUCUUCAUCCACCCGCAGCUACAUGUCCUCAGGAGGAUCUUCUCAAUUUGGUGGCGGAGCUGGUCGUGUCUCAUCAAUGCGUGCCGGUAGUGUGUAUGGAGGAGCAGGAGGAUCUGGUGUCCGUAUCUCCAGUGCCUCUGCUUCUCGUUCCUUCUCUGCUGGAGGUGCUGGCUUUGGAGGUGGUGCUGGUUUCGGAGGUGGUGCUGGUUUCGGAGGUGGUGCUGGUUUCAACCUGGCUGAUGCCAUUGAUGUGUCUGCAAAUGAGAAAGCCACCAUGCAAAACCUCAAUGACCGUCUGGCCUCCUACCUGGAGAAGGUGCGCACCCUUGAGAAGGCCAAUGCUGAUCUUGAGCUGAAGAUCCGCCAGUUCCUGGAGAGCAAGACGUCCCCCUCUGCACGGGACUACAGUGCCUAUUACGCUACUAUCACUGACCUUCAGGCCAAGAUUCAGCAUGCUACUGGUCUAAACGGGGGCAUCUACUUGAGCAUUGACAAUGCCAAGCUGGCUGCAGAUGACUUCAGAGUCAAAUAUGAGAAUGAGCUGAGCAUGAGGCAGUCAGUAGAGGCAGAUAUUGCUGGGCUGAGAAGGGUGCUGGAUGAGCUGACAAUGGCCAGAUCUGAUCUGGAGAUGCAGAUUGAGGGCCUGAGAGAAGAGCUGAUCUUCCUCAAGAAGAACCACGAGGAGGAACUCUUGGCCGCACGUGCCCAGAUGAGUGGACAGGUCAAUGUAGAGGUUGAUGCAGCACCACAGGAAGACUUGACAAAGAUCAUGGCUGAAAUCCGUGAGCACUACGAGGCAGUUGCUAAUAAGAAUCGCAAGGACCUUGAGGCUUGGUUCCAGUCCAAGAGUGAAGCCCUUAACAAGGAAGUUGCUAUCAGCACAGAAACCCUUACAACAUCCCGAUCUGAAAUCACAGAGGUUAAACGCACACUCCAGAGUCUUGAAAUCGAAUUGCAAUCUCAACUUAGUAUGAAAUCAUCAUUGGAAGGCACUUUGGCAGAAACACAGGCCCGCUACGGCUCCAUGUUAUCCGGCUACCAGUUCCAAGUGAGCAGCAUGGAAGAGCAACUGGUGCAACUUCGUGCCGAUCUGGAGCGCCAAGGUCAAGAGUAUAGGAUGCUUCUGGACAUCAAGACCAGACUGGAGAUGGAGAUCGCAGAGUACAGGAGACUGCUGGACGGAGAGGCUACUAGCGUCUCAACCUCAAGCAAAAGCUCAAGCACAACUACACGCAAAGUGGUAACCAUUGUGGAAGAGGUGGUGGACGGCAAAGUGGUCAGCUCAUCUUCCCAGGCUACCAGCCAGACCGUGGCACAAAAAAGCUCUUGAGCAGCAACAACCUCAGAGUAAUUUUGAAAAAUACCAAUAAACUGGUCUAACUGAGAA